UCUUUAAUUUUUUUGAGGGCCCACAUAAUGAAAUAAACAGAAGAAAUUCAUUAUAGAAGAAGCUAAAAUAUUUCUGAAUGAUUGGAUUGACAACCAAACAUACCACCUAGAUUAGCAUCAACUAGGGAAUUUUCAUCAACCUUGAAGAAGGUGUAGUCAUUAGAUUUUUUUUUUUAAAAGCAUUUUCAAAAGAAAGAAAAAAGAAUGUUAUGUUUUCCAUUUCACUUCUAAUGUAGUUGAAAUAGUUUAUGUUAUUAAAGAAUGACUAACUCCUACGCUAUAUGGCUAAAUUUUCUCAUGAGUUUCAACGCUCACUUCCCUGACUAUCAUUAAAAGUGGUUCUAUAGUUCCCAAGAGCUAGCUUUAUCUUUUGGAUGAUGGAGUGGUUAUAUUCUUAUUUAUUGGUUUUGAUUUGAUUCAAAGAGAAUCACAAGAUUUAAGGCAGAUGGCAUAACUCCAAAACCCCAUAUCAGAUCUUCUCAGAUCAUCUUUUUCUUCAAUGGCUAAGAAGAAGAGCUGGUUCAGUUUCAGUCUAGUGAAGAGAUUUUUUUCUUCAGAUUCACAGUCAAAACAAGAAAAGGAGAAGAGAAGAAAAUGGAUAUUUGGGAGGCUCAGGAUCAAAAGACUAGCCUCAUUGGCUGCACCACCACAAGCACAAGUGAUGGAAUCAACACCAAGUGAAACAGAGGAAAAACAGAGCAACUCUGCUCUGUCUGUGGCAAUUGCCACUGCUAAUGCUGCCUCGGCCGCAGUGGCAGCUGCACAUGCUGCUGCCGAGGCUGUUAGGUUCACCGAAAUCCUCGAAGAAACCGGUGUCGAAUCUCGGGCUCGGCAUACUUCUCAGAAGGAAAUCCAAGAAUUUGCUGCCAUUAAGAUUCAAACUGCCUUUAGAGGUUACCUUGCCAAAAAGGCAUUGAGGGCACUUAAGGGAAUAGUGACACUUCAAGCUAUUAUUAGAGGCAGAGCAGUGCGGCGCCAAGCUGUCACUACUCUAAAACGCCUGCAAUCCAUAAUAAAUAUUCAGUCACAGGUUUGUGCAAACAGAUUCCAAACCACUGAAGGUACUACUACUUAUGAUUAUGAUUAUGAUGAUGGUGGUGAUGAUCAGCUUCAGAGUUUAAGGAACAAAAUAUUAAGAAUGGAUUCUUACAAUCAGAAAAGUUGGGAUGAUAGCCUUCUGUCAAAGGAAGAUGCAGAUGCCUUGUUUAUGAGCAAGAGAGAGGCUAUGCUUAAGAGAGAAAGGAUCAAAGAAUACUGGCAUACACAUAGGAAAUCAGCAGAAACAGAUAGAAACAAAGUAAAUGGAAGAUGGAGGUACUGGUUGGAGCAAUGGGUGGAUACCCAACUCACUAAAAGCAAAGAGCUAGAAGAUUUGGACACAGAUUUGGGAUCAAACACAAGAAAACUUAGGAUGAGAAACCUUCAAAACCCGAACAAUAAUAGUGAAGAAGGAGGUGGAGGAGGAUUCAUGGAGUCACCACCAAUGUUUGCACCAAGAAAAUCAUUACACAGAAAACAAUGCUCAUUGGGUGAUGAGAACUCAUUUGCAGGCUCUCCAAUUGUUCCAACAUACAUGGCGGCAACCGAAUCGGCUAGAGCCAAAGCAAGGUCCUUAAGCUCACCAAAACUAAGGCCAGAGAGCUUAGAUGGCUGCUCACCAUGCAAGCACAAGCUCUCACUUGUAUCUUCCAUCACUAGUGAAGUUCCAAUAAGUAGUAGUAAUAGUACAGUUGGAAGGCCUGGUGGUGGUGACUAUUUUCAUCAAAGAUCUCCAAGCAUGAAAGGGGUUAGAGGGCCUGUGAAAUCAAGCAGGAAGAUGGUGAAUGAUCUGAGUAUUGAUUCAGAGUGUUCUUUGUCUCAUUGGCAUAAUGCUAGAUGAUGAUGAUGAUGAGUGAGUUGGUUAAUUGUUAGUUUUUUUGGGGUUGGAGUUGGAGGAGUGAAAGAAGAAGUAAAUUGAAUUUGUGGGGUUUUAUUUGAAAAUCCAAAUUAUUUUCAAGGGUUCAAAUGUUUAUAUGUUAACAUAACUUACAUGCCUGAACAAGCAAUAUUAUAUAGUAUGGUAUAUGAAUUA
Molecule: messenger RNA, 2071 nt
Organism: Humulus lupulus (European hop)
Lineage: Eukaryota; Viridiplantae; Streptophyta; Magnoliopsida; Rosales; Cannabaceae
Product: protein IQ-DOMAIN 11
Exons: 6
Coding region: 500-1879 (459 amino acids)
Molecular function (GO): protein binding
Source: RefSeq, a predicted model, not a curated record